Morone saxatilis (striped sea-bass) is the source of this 2343-nucleotide messenger RNA. RefSeq names its product gastrula zinc finger protein xFG20-1-like. Gene Ontology annotation, molecular function: RNA polymerase II cis-regulatory region sequence-specific DNA binding; DNA-binding transcription factor activity. The record is from RefSeq and is a predicted model, not a curated record. The coding region runs from base 1 to 969 and encodes 322 amino acids. Gene Ontology annotation, biological process: regulation of transcription by RNA polymerase II. NCBI's taxonomy places the organism in Eukaryota, Metazoa, Chordata, Actinopteri, Moronidae. The transcript is spliced from 3 exons.
AUGACUGCCAACAAGUCAUUCAGCUGCUCUCAGUGUGGUAAAGAAUUUGGCCGUAAGCACCAUCUGCAGUCGUCUGAGGAAAACAGAGAGUCAGAGCUUCUUGCCGGCAGCUCACAUGGACAGAUGGAAACAGAUGAUGGAGAGGACUGUGGAGGACUAGAACCAGUCCGGACAUCAGAUCCAGAUACACAUUUAACACCUGAUACUUAUGACAAAGACUCUUAUGAAUCUGAGACUGAAGUCAGUGAUGAUGAUUGGAAGGAGAGCGGAGAAGUCUCUCACAAUGAUACAACAUGUGAAGAUGGGGAUGAUGAAGAGAAACCUCAGUCCUCACAGCUUUAUCAAAGACUAACUGAAAAGAUGGAAACAGAAGCUGAUGGAGACACUGAUGACAGUGUUGACAGUGACUUUUGGAAGGAGACCCGAGAACGUCCGUCAGGUUUAAACUCUCUGAAUAAUGAUGAAAUCUCUCAAAGUGUUACAGGAUGCGAUCCUGGCAAUCAAGUGUUGAGCUGUUCGGAUGAUAAAGCUUCAGAGUCUCUUGAACCUGAGAGUGAUAACAGUACUGACAGUGACUUUUGGAAAGACGACAGGAAACCGCAGGAAAGUAGCAGGAAACCACAUGGCUGCUCUGAGUGUGGUAAAAGAUUUCGCCACGUUCACCAUUUGAAGAUCCACAUGAAGUUUCAUGCAGGAAAGAGAGCAACAUUCUUUUGUUCAGUCUGUGGUCUAGAAUGUCUUUACAAGUCCCAUCUGAAGAUACAUAUGAGAACUCACACAGGAGAGAAACCAUUCGGUUGCCCAGUUUGUGGUAAAAAAUAUGCACAUAAGGCAAGUAUGCAAUCUCACAUGGUCAUCCACACUGUGGAAAAGCAAUACACCUGCAAUGCCUGCGACAAAGGCUUUGCUUGGUAUACAGAGCUUAAAUACCAUCAGUGUGUCGGUGAGGCCUCACAUGAAACGCCAUAGUGGGCCAUCACACCGAGAUGUAUCACUACAAAAACUAGGGGUGUAAGAAAACAUUGGAAUAUUUUAUUUUAUUAUAUUGUAUCAAAUCUCUAAACCUCUGUAUUUUAGUUUGUGGUUAAACAGCUGAUAGCAGGUAAAACUGUACAUGGAGGCUGUGAUGGUACAUCUCGCUGUUCUGGUAUUAAAAAAGUAAACUUUUUCACUCAGAUUUCCUGCAUAUGGUGGUGUGUUCUUUAUAGUAUGACAGUUUUCCUCAAAUUAGAUUUUUUAAACAUGUAAUUGCAAUACAUCACAACACAUUGAAUCAUGGAUACGUAUUGUCAGAUUCUUGCCAAUACACAGCGCUAAGAGAAACCAAUGUCUUCCUGUGGUAUGGUGUCCACUCAUUUGAACCAUGUGUCACGUUUUUUCUAGCGAUCUCUAGCAGGCUUUACCACUUUAAAACUUCCUUUCUGUUUCAAUGCUGUUUACUAUGCCGGUAAAUAGGUUAGCUAGCUACCUACUUAGCUGUUGGACUGUGAGAGAGCUACAGAGCAGCAGUGUAGUGCGGUUAAAGUAACCUCAGUCAUCCUCCUCUUGGAAAUGGAGCUGCACUUUACUCAUCAAGAGCUUGACGUCUGCUUCAACACCUUUAUCGUGUUCAUUAUAUUUGAUCGCCUGGUUGUGCACGUUGCCUCACUCCACAGGCGCACCAGCUGUUUUUCCCGAUGGUAGUUGUUGUCUUCGGCCCCAUAAUGGAGAGAAACAAAAGAGAUCUGAAAUGCACUUCACACACUGAAGAAAUGAUUCAUCUUGUUGUUGACAGCAGUGACAGGGAGUUAAGCUGAAGAGUUUUUACCUUAUUGAAUUAUCUGCCAACUAUUAUUGUGAAAUGUCCAACAAUCCAAAACCCAAACAGAUUCAGUUUAAUGUCAAAAUAAUCGUUUUUGUUUUAAUGACUGAAGCUAUUAGUUGAUUAUCAAAAUAGUUGCAGGUAAUUUUUAUUUGAAGAGAUGCUUUCCCAUUGCAGAAAUAAAAUCUUAUUCACCCGAUCCUGUAUACCUCUCAUCAGUGCAUUUUUUUUUCAAUGUUAUGUCAAGUAUUUAUUGCUGUGGUUUAUACUUUGACAACGUGGACCUGGUGCUUCUGCAGAAUAUAAUAUUAAUUAUAAUAAGACUAAAACUCUUCAUUGUUAAAGCCAUUCUGUGUCUAACCACUAUUAUACCACAACAUCUGGACGGAUGAUCUAUUAAAAACUGUUUAUAAUGGACACUGGACAAGUUCAUAUUUUCAGUGUUAUUUUAAAUAUGAGGUUUUACUUUAUUGUGUGAUACUGAAAGUUGUAAAUUAAUUGUGACGAACAAAUAUUUAUUCAACACUGUCUGGAGUAUUUAU